AAAACGCAGCGUUUUGUCGUCCAAGUCAGCGCUAAAUUCAAACAGGCUAUGCACCUUGAAAAAUCUCGACUCCAUGGAACUCGAAGGCGAAGACGGGUCGAAGCUCAUUCUCAAGGCGGGUGCGAAUGCCGUGUUUGGAAGAGGAGCAGGAUUCGAAACCGAAGACUUGACGGUGUCGCGCCGUCACGUCUCCUUCGUGCUCGAACCCGCCGCCACUGCCGACGGAGCCGAACCAUCAGCUAGGGUUUCGUUUGAAGUUGUCGGGAGGAAUCCGAUCUGGGUAAGGUCCCGGACAACAAACGAGAAGAUCCGAACUUUCCGGAAAUCUGAUACGGGCGAGAUCUAUGCCGGCGAUAGAUUCUGCGUCUCGGGUCGACGACCCGUUUGGUUCAUUUUGAAGAGACACGAUGACGUUGCGGAAGAGAGCAGUUCGGAGGGUGAAGGUGGGCUUGAUAGUGUCGAUGUCUCGGAAAUCGAUCCCGUUAAAGAGUUUGGAUUUCUUGUGAUCGGGGGAGAAUUCGAUCAGUACCCAAAGAACUGGGUGCGUGACGUAAAGAAAUGGGAGUGGUUCCUUGAAGACACCAAGAACAAAGGUGGUGAUGAUGAUGAUAAUGAUGAUGAUGAUGUGGUUGAAGGCAAGAAGGGAAGGAGUGGAUUGGGGAGAAAGAGAAGGAGAAAGAAAGGGAAUGAGGAUGAGGACGGGACUGGGGAUAUCCAGGAAGAAGAUCGAGAGGUAAUGGCGAAAACGAGUAGGGCUCCAGGUCCAACUUACUCAACCAGAUCUCGGGAGCCGAAGAAAGAUGCGAGGAAGAGCAGAACUAACAGAGGGCAAGCCAAACGGGGAAGGGUAGAUGCCGAAGAAGAAGAAGAUGACGAUGACGAAACAUUGGGAGGUUUCAUUGUUAGUGAUGAAGAAGCCGAGUUAGAAGAAGAAGAAGAGGAAGAAGAAGAGGAAGAAGAAGAAGAAGACGAAGAUUUUGAUGAAGAUGAAGUCGAUGACGAAGUGUAGCAGGGGGACGAGACACGAAUAUACCCGAUCUGUUAUCGCCUGUAUCAUGUAUGUAUCUCCAGAACAAGAAUCUUGCUUGUUUACUUGUAGAUACGUUUUUGUCUAAAGGAUUCGAGAUGGAAGUUUUUU
Tarenaya hassleriana is the source of this 1138-nucleotide messenger RNA. Its product is annotated as histone acetyltransferase KAT6B. NCBI's taxonomy places the organism in Eukaryota, Viridiplantae, Streptophyta, Magnoliopsida, Brassicales, Cleomaceae. The record is from RefSeq and is a predicted model, not a curated record. The transcript has 2 exons. Bases 74 to 1009 code for a protein of 311 amino acids. Gene Ontology annotation, molecular function: protein binding.